CAUCAUCAUAGUGGGGUCCUGCAACAGCGCCUCACUCAGUCACUAAUAGAUUUUUCUGUUCGCAUGCUUGGCUUGUUGCGACAACACCUAUACAGAGCACAGAUAAAAUCACGAUGCCUACAGAACUCGAAGAGCUGGUGGAUUUCAUCGUCCACCCCAACCCGCAGAUUCGGGUGCUUGCGGCGGAGGGGCUUAUACCAUACUCGAUUUCUCAGCCGAGCAUAUUCAAGGCCGACAAUCUUAAGCCUGUAGAAAACCUGAAAACUCUGAUAAAAGAUCACCCUAAAUUAGCAGAACAUGUCUUGACCAUCCUUAUAAACUUGACGGGAGACCAAGAAAUCCUGGCCCGGGUUGCUUCAGAUGACAAGUUUCUGGACAACCUGCUAGGAUAUGUGGUUCUGCCUGAAGAGCCAAAUGCAAAUCUUCAUUCGAUGCUGCUCGCGAACCUGGCAAAGUAUGACGGGUUCAAGAAAAUCCUCGAGAAGAAACAACCGGCACAGAAGGGGCUCGACACGGACGAGCUGAUAGUUAAUCAGCUACUGGACUUGUUCGUCAAGGGCGCAGACGGCACCUACAACAAGAACGCCGACUUUGAUCAUCUGGCGUACCUGUUUGCGGAUCUCUCGAAACACGCCGAGUUCCGCCAGCACUUUCUCAAGAAGCAGGAGUACGACGGCGUGAUCCCGCUCGACAAGAUCAAGGUCUUUACUGAGCACAAGUCCGACGUGCGGCGCAAGGGCGUCGCGUCGACCAUCAAGAACAUUGCCUUUGAGAUCCCUUACCAUCAGCAGCUGAUCGCCGACGACGAGAUCGAUAUCCUGCCGUAUAUCCUGCUUCCGAUCAUGGGCAGCGAGGAGUACGACGAGGACGAGAUGAUGGAGAUGCUCACGGACCUGCAGCUCCUGCCGCCGGACAAGCAGCGCGACUCAGACCCCAACAUCAUCCAGACGCACGUCGAGACGCUUCUGCUGCUGACCACGACCAAGGAGGUGCGCGACUACCUCCGGAAGGUCAAGGUGUACCCGAUCAUCCGGGAGACGCACAUGCACGUGGAAAACGAUGGCGUGCAAGAUGCCUGCGAGCGACUGGUGCAGGUGCUCAUGCGGGACGAUGCCACGGCGGAGGAAGAGGAGCAGGCGGCGCGGGUCACGGAACUUGAGGAUGGCGAGCCAGAGGUGGUGGUGGAUACAUCGAGGAAAGCGAUCACGGCCAGCAAAGAUGAUGAUGAUGAUGAUGACAAUGAGAUUGUCGAAGUAUAGACCCAUCAAGGAUGGGCAAGAUAACACACCAGAAGAAUAUGACACAUCAUUUACAUGGAAAG
Molecule: messenger RNA, 1321 nt
Organism: Microdochium trichocladiopsis
Lineage: Eukaryota; Fungi; Ascomycota; Sordariomycetes; Xylariales; Microdochiaceae
Exons: 4
Coding region: 114-1259 (381 amino acids)
Source: RefSeq, a predicted model, not a curated record